Messenger RNA from Mobula hypostoma (lesser devil ray), 9842 nucleotides. It is a transcript of the gene phip, whose product is annotated as pleckstrin homology domain interacting protein. Bases 311 to 5764 code for a protein of 1817 amino acids. Gene Ontology annotation, molecular function: protein binding. Lineage: Eukaryota; Metazoa; Chordata; Chondrichthyes; Myliobatiformes; Myliobatidae. Gene Ontology annotation, cellular component: nucleus. Gene Ontology annotation, biological process: regulation of cell shape; cytoskeleton organization; regulation of transcription by RNA polymerase II. The transcript has 40 exons. The record is from RefSeq and is a predicted model, not a curated record.
CCUAAACCUUUUAUCCUUUCACACCCAACGCACACCGGGGACUGAGUGCCAAAUAUGAUAUUUUCAAGUAAUGGCGGGGGUGCUGUGGACAGCGGCGUAGGAUUUCCUUGCAUUUUUGUUAAAUAUUGAAGGUUGUCUGCUGGGAACUCUGUUUUUGGUGCGGAAGGAACCGCUCUGGUGGAGGCGCUUGCCCCUCUCUCUCUAUGUGGGUGAAUGGAGGAGACUCUUCCUGGAGAGUAAACACUCACGCACAGACUGGCUGAUUACAUCGGUUCCCUCACCGUUUAACACUAAAAAAUCACCCCCAAACAUGCCUGCAGAUAUUAAACAAAUCUAUGAAUUGGAAUCUGAAUUGUACUUCCUAAUAGCCAGAUUUUUGGCAUCCGGACCCUGUCAGGAGGCGACCGAGGUCCUGAUACGCGAAGUGGAGGAGAAGCAGCUGCUGCCGAAAAGAAUUGACUGGAAGGGCAAGGAGCAUCCCAGGACCUACGAAAAUUUGGUGAAAACACAUAGGCACAUAGCUCCAGAUCACCUCCUUCAGAUAUGUCAGCGACUUGGACCUCUCCUAGAAAAAGAAAUUCCACAGAGCGUCCCAGGAGUUCGUUCAUUACUGGGAGCAGGAAGGCAGUCUUUGCUUCGAACAAACAAAAGUUGCAAGCACGUGGUAUGGAAAGGAUCAGCGCUUGCAGCGUUGCAUCGUGGAAGACCUCCAGAGCCACCAAUCAAUUAUGGCAGCCCACCUAAUAUUGUGGAUACCGUCCGGGCAAGACAACUUACUGGGAGCUUUAGACUCAGUCAGCUUGUUCCAACUCCUGUAUAUCAACAUAUGAAGAUGCACAAGCGGAUCCUAGGGCACCUUUCAUCUGUUUACUGUAUUACAUUUGAUCGGACGGGGAGGAGAAUUUUUACUGGAUCUGAUGAUUGUCUGGUGAAGAUCUGGACAACAGAUGAUGGCAGGCUUCUGGCAACCUUGCGAGGACAUUCUGCUGAAAUCUCAGACAUGGCAGUUAACUAUGAAAAUACCAUGAUUGCUGCGGGCAGCUGUGAUAAAAUCAUCCGAGUUUGGUGCCUCCGGACAUGUGCACCUUUAGCUGUUCUACAGGGCCAUACUGCAUCUAUCACAUCCUUACAGUUUUCGCCAAUGUGCACUGGCUCUUUGAGGUUUCUGUCUUCCACAGGGGCAGAUGGCACAAUUUGUUUCUGGCAGUGGGAUGCUGGCAUGUACAAAUUUAGUCAUCGACCAAUUAAAUUUACUGAGCGCCCAAGGCCAGGGGUCCAAAUGAUCUGUUCUUCUUUCAGUGCUGGUGGAAUGUUUUUGGCAACGGGGAGCACAGAUCACAUUAUUCGAGUUUACUAUUUUGGUUCAGGGCAACCUGAGAAAAUCUCAGAAUUGGAGUUUCACACUGACAAAGUUGACAGUAUUCAGUUCUCCAACGCAAGUGACAGUAGGUUUGUUAGUGGAAGCCGUGAUGGGACAGCAAGGAUCUGGCAGUUCCGUCGGCAGGAAUGGAGGAGCAUUUUAUUGGAUAUGGCUGUCAAGCCUGCUGGGCAUAAUCCCCAGGGUUUGGAAGACAAAGUGAACAAACUAAAAGUAACCAUGGUGGCUUGGGAUCGGCAUGACAGCACUGUCAUUACAGCUGUCAAUAACCUAACACUGAAGGUUUGGAACUCUUGUACUGGUCAGCUCAUACACGUUUUAAUGGGGCAUGAAGAUGAAGUCUUUGUACUUGAACCACACCCCUUUGAUCCCAGAGUUCUCUUCUCUGCAGGACAUGAUGGCAAUGUGAUAGUUUGGGACCUAGUAAGAGGAGUGAAAAUUCGAUCAUACUUCAAUAUGAUUGAAGGCCAGGGACAUGGAGCUGUAUUUGAUUGCAAAUGCUCCCCUGAUGGGCAACAUUUUGCAUGUACUGAUUCCCAUGGGCACCUUCUUAUUUUUGGUUUUGGUUCAAGCAGUAAAUAUGACAAGAUUUCUGAUCAGAUGUUUUUCCACACGGACUAUCGACCCUUAAUUCGUGAUGCCAACAACUACGUACUGGAUGAGCAGACGCAGCAAGCACCACAUCUUAUGCCACCUCCAUUCCUGGUGGAUGUGGAUGGUAACCCCCAUCCACCAAAAUUCCAGAGAUUAGUACCUGGCCGGGAGAACUGUAAAGAUGACCAACUCAUUCCACAAAUGGGUGUUUCUGCAACAGGUUUGAACCAAGUUCUAAGUCAAGCAAACCAUGAAGUCAGUCCAUUGGACAAUAUGAUUCAACGACUUCAGCAGGAACAAGAUCAGAGACUAACUACAGGUACCAACAACACCUUGAACAGAGGAAGAUUAGGCUCACAAAGUUCUACCUCUGAGAUGCACUCACCUCCAAAUGUUGGCUUGAGACGCAGUGGACAAAUUGAAGGUGUGCGGCAGAUGCACAGUAAUGCACCUAGAAGUGAAAUUGCCACUGAGCGGGAUCUUGUGGCCUGGAGUCGGAGGGUAGUAGUGCCAGAAUUAACCCAGGGUGUAGCUAGUAAGCAGGAAGAAUGUAGAGCAGCCAAAGGGGAAGAAGAAGUAAACAUUUAUAAAUAUGAGAAGAGAAAGAAAACAACAAACCAAGUUCAACGAGAAAACAAGGCCCAUACCUAUGAACAGUUGCAUGAAAACGGGGAAGUGAGGAAACAAGGCCGCCAGAAUGUACACAACUACCGCACAAGAUCUGCUAUCGAUGACAGCAGCAGAAGUUCACAGCAGAAUGUAGAUUACAACAGUUCUUCAGAGGAGAUUGAAGUCCGUGGUGUCAACGGUGUAACCUCAGAAGAAGAUGGAGAUGCAUGGCACAAUGAGAGCAGCAGUUCAAGUGAUUAUUCAAGUGACUAUUCUGACUGGACUGCGGAUGUUGGUAUUAACCUCCAGCCCCCAAAGAAAUCUUCACGGCAGCAAGCUAAAAAAGCUGUGAGCAGUUCAGAAGAUGAGGGCGAUAAAGAGAAAGGGAAGGAAAAAGAGUUGAAGAAGGAGAGGAAAAAACACAAGGAAGAUAAAGAUAGUUCUGCAGCUCCAAAGAUAAGAAGGAAGCCAAAGGAAAAAAGGAUGAAGAGAAGAGCUAGAGUACUACCAGGGCAAGGAGAGACUCUGGAAGAAUGGCUGCCACCAGUGUGGAUUACAGACACUAUGCCCAGGCGAUGCCCUUUUGUUCCACAAAUGGGAGAUGAGGUUUACUAUUUUCGACAGGGUCACGAAGCCUAUGUUGAAAUGGCUAAGAAGUUGAAAAUUAUUGGCAUAAAUACUAAAAAACAGGCAUGGCACAAGAUGGAUUUAAGGGAGCAAGAACUAGUGAAAAUUGUUGGGAUCAAAUAUGAAGUGGGACCUCCAUCUCUCUGCUGCCUCAAACUGGCAUUCCUUGACCCAGACACUGGCAAAUUGACUGGAGGGUCAUUUUCUAUGAAAUAUCACGAUAUGCCAGAUGUUAUUGACUUCCUUGUACUCAGACAACAGUUUGAUGAAACAAAAUCUCGACAAUGGAAAGUUGGUGAUCGUUUUCGGUCGGUGAUUGAUGAUGCAUGGUGGUUUGGAACAAUUGAAAGUCAAGAGCCCCUGCAACCAGAAUAUCCUGACAGUCUCUUUCAGUGUUACAAUGUCUGUUGGGAUAAUGGUGACACUGAGAAGAUGAGUCCUUGGGAUAUGGAAGUAAUACCUCCUGAUGCUGUGUUCCCCACUGAGCCAGGGUCAAGUGUUCCAUUGACGGCUGCUGAACACAAGGUACAAUUGUACAAAUCUCAGGAAGGAGAAUGGGGCUGCAGAAAGAGAGAUGAAGAAUGUAAUAGAAUUAAUGCUGGGAUCGGUCAACUCACAACUCUUGAUAUUGCUGCUCCAUUUGUGGCACCUGUGGAUCUCCAGGCUUAUCCUCUGUAUUGUACAGUUGUGGCGUAUCCCACAGACCUCAACACAAUUAAAGAGAGGCUAGAGAAUAGGUUUUACAGACGUAUGUCAUCACUGAUAUGGGAGGUACGAUAUAUUGAACACAAUGCACGUACCUUCAAUGAGCCUGGAAGCCCUAUUGUUAAAUCUGCCAAAUUUGUCAUCAAUGUCCUCCUGCAUUUCAUUAAAGACCAGAGCUGUACUGAUAUCCUACCGUUUUAUAAUAACCUGAAGAAGAAAAUGAUGUCAGAUGACGAUGAUGAGGAUCAUGAGGCAGAGAAUUCUGAUGUUCCAGGAACUUCUACCAGGAAUACAAAGGAGUACCGUCCGAGGAGAACACAGCGUAAUCGUGUUCAAACACAUGAUAUAAAUGCAUGGAAGGAGAGAUGUAGAGAGCUAUUGGAUCUAAUUUUUCAAUGUGAAGACUCGGAGCCCUUUCGGCGCCCUGUAGAUUUGUUUCAAUACCCAGACUAUAGAGAGAUCGUUGACACACCAAUGGAUUUUGGCACAGUAAAGGAGACAUUGGAGGCUGGAAAUUAUGAAACACCGAUGGAAUUGUGUAAAGAUGUCCGCCUUGUUUUUAGCAACUCCAAGGCUUACACUCCCAGCAAAAAGUCAAGAAUCUACAGUAUGAGUUUACGGUUGUCAGCAUUGUUUGAAGACCACAUAAGCUCAGUCAUUUCUGAUUAUAAGGCAGCAGUUCGAUUUUGUUCAAGGAAGAAACCGUGUACACAAAGGCAGAAGCGGAGAAGAAGUAGCUCUCCCUCAAGCAGUGCUGCAUCAAGCCCUGAAAGGAAACGGAAAUUUUUGAAACCUCAAGCCAAGACAGAAUAUCUGGCUUCACCUUUAUCAAUGCCCGUGAGAUCAGCAAGUAUGAAAUCCCCUGUUGUUCAUGCCAAUGGAAAACCAGGUGAAUCUGCUACAGUGGCUCGUACCAGAAGUACAAGGCUACGACAGGGUAUGGCUCCUGGGAUUGAAACAUCACCUUUAUUGGGGGAGGUGGCAGCUGUUUCAAAGACAUUUGUGGCUGCAUCAUCAGCAAGUGCAACGGACAAUAAUUCUAAGCCAUCGAAAGCACAGAACAAUGUCCUUAAUCCUAAACUAUCUGAAUCAAAACACAAUGCUAAGACUUCAUUGACAGGUGAAAAGCCUCAGAAAAGGAGGUACACACGUAGAAAUAAAGCAACAAUCUUCAAACAACCUAAAGGUAAUAUCAAAGCUGAAUCCUCAGUGCAGAAGAGCCCACAAAUAAAUGGGCACACUUCAUGUAUCUCUGAAUCGGCAGUCAAAAAAGGUCUUGGUAUGAAACCAGAAGAGGUUAAAAGUUUUAAAGGACCUGGUAAGAAAAGAGGUAGGAAAAGUAAAAAAGAGCUACUUAGUAUUCUACAAGAGAAUGAAAUGAAGAAAACAGAAGCAAAGAAAGACUUAUCUAAUUUGAAUGGUGAAGAAGCUACCUCAGAAAGCAGCUCUACUUUAGAGAGCAACACACAAAGAGAAUCUUUGCCGAAGAAGUCAACAAGAGGCAGGAAACCCAAAGGAAAGAGUCUACAAGCUAAAUCCAAAUUGACAGUUUUUGCUAAACGUAAGAUGCAAACGAGAAGCAACAGUAAGAAGCAAGAAGAACCCAUGGAGCCUGCUGAGCAUAUAGAACCUGUGGAAGAAGAUGAAAGGACUGAGGCGGCCAUGAGUUCUAUAUCUGUCAUGAAAACAAGGAAUCAAGGUAGACGGACAACAUGCUACAAUGAGGAGGAUUCAGAAGAGGAGCAAAGGCAGCUGCUGUUUGAAGAUUCCACGUUAACUUUUGGAACAUCCAGUCGAGGCAGGCUGCGGAAACUGACUGAAAAAGCAAAAGCCAACCUGAUAGGUUGGUAAACAUCUGUAGGGUUUUGUCUACUUGGUCAGGCUUCUUGUUUAGACAAGAACAGGUAAGGGUUUGUUGCACUUGAAGUCACUGCAUUGUCACCUGCAGGGAAGGCAAAAUGAGCAAGGACUGAUCCAAAAAAAACUGUUCUCUACAGCUGAAAAUCUUGUUUCCUAUCCACCCAUAACUGUCUGGUACAUUUUAUCACACUUAAAUUUUCAGUGUUGUUAGAAUAUUAGCUUUCUGGCAUACAUCUGGUCAUCUUCUGAAUAACUCCAGAUUUUGAAUUGUUUGGUAGUAGAGUAUAGUUACUGGCUGGAAAGAUGUGGCUGGUUGGUAUUGCACGUAUCAAACAGUUAUCAUUACAGAUUUGCUAAUAGUUCAAGAUUGAAUUUGGCAAACCUGUUCAUUUAAAAACUGCCUUUAAAAUUUCUGAUCUUCAUUUUUUUAAUAUACGGAGAGAUAUCAUAGGAAUACCAUUACAUUUUAAUCAAUUAUUUGCGACUACCAAGCAUUUAUGGAAGUUAGCCAAAACAAUUAGAUGAAAUGAAUUCAUAUUGAUGAUUUUCAAAAUCCUGUAUGUACAUAUAUAUAUAUAACAUUUGCUGUUCAUAAUGUCUUCACUGGUCAGUUAAUUUUAGUAAAGUACAUUGGUCAGUAUUUUUCUAAACAAGAACUGUUUAGUUCUUAAUUUGCUUGGAGUUGAAAUUCAUCGAUAUGUAAUGUAUGAUUUGUUUUCUGUACAAGAUUUAACAGAUCAAUAUCAUUCUGUCUUGCAUUUUUCUAAGGAAGUGGUUGCACCUGUGCUGCUUAUCCUUGGAUUGGUUUGUACAUUUAUAUUAUGUUCCGAUUCUUCAAUGAGCUUACUAAGUUGGAGCUGUAUUAAGUUAAUGCUAAGUUGGCAAGAAUGUUAAAAGCUGACUUAAGCUUAAUUGGAUUCCUAAAAUAUAUGCCACCAAAGCUUGUUAGAAUUUUCAUUUCACUUGUUCUGCAUUUCCAAUUUCUGAUCAUUUCAUGUACUCGUUCAAUCAGAAAAUGUUUGCAAGUUUUUGCACUACUACUACUGUGUAAUUAUCUGCUUAUUAUUACUAUGCAUGUAUAAUUAUGUAUUUGUCAUCAGAAAUACAUGUUAAUAGUUAUUUUGUAAGAUAUUUCAGCUGCUACUGCCUCCCUCUCACCCUCCCACUCCAACCUCAAACACACUGAUAUACAAUCACACGAGUUAGUAAUGAAGUCCUUGCUCAUUUGUCAAUCAAGGUGUACUGCAGAGAACUCGCAGUUGACUUCAAGUGUGUUUGGGCACCUGCAAUUCAAGUUUUCCAAAGAAUUGCACAAAAGGCCCUUUACGUUCCCGCAUUUGUGAAGCAAUUGUAAGCUGCUUCUCCCAUUUAUUGAAUGUAGAGGCAAACAAAAAAGACUGUAUUGCACUGGACUGAGUGGUUGUUUCUUGCUUACCUUACACAAUCAGGAAAAAAUGAGGCAAAUUAGAAAAGGGGAUUGAUUUUAGUUAUGUUUUCACAGGCGCUUUUAUGCGUACACACAAAUAUUGUAUAUUGUAAGUAGAAAAGAAAUAUUUUAAGAUAUAGUACAGGAAUGGGGUUGAGACGUGCCAUCUGUUCAAGUGGCUUUUAGCACACACACAUACACUUUCCAUCUUGGGUUUAUGAGAACCGUGCCUAACUCCUUUAAAAGUUGGAAAAGGUUCUGAGAUUUUAAAACUAUCAAGCAUGUAAAUCGCACUGAAAUUUCCAGACUUCUUUAAUUUGUGAGGAUUUUGCCUACCCCUUCAAUAGUACAUGGUUUCAUGGGAACUUUCUUGGCACUGGUACGCAGUUAACAAAUGUCUCAAUGUAAAGGUCCCAUUGUAUAUGAAUAUUAGCUCAAUUAUGCUUAUUGGGCUUUUUUAGUAAAACAUGGUUUAAAAUUCAUUCCAUGCAGUAAUGCAUUCUGGAGCUUGCACCCUAUUUUCUGAUUUUAAAGAAAAGUUGGCUUUUUUUGUAAUCAGUAAUUAAAUGGUCAAAUGACUUUUUAUUGGAUGUCUAAAAAUUGUACAUUACUACACAGUGUUGUUUUUGUGCACUUUCUGCCUAUGUCUAUUAUGCUACUUUAAGUCAGUAACUUCCCUCAAAAGAAAUAGCAUUUGGUGAUUGUGCCUUGAAUAUAUAUUUUUUUUCUUUUUUCUAGUUAAUGGUUAGGGCUGGGAUGAAGAUUAUUACACUCCAGAGUUUUCUACCUUUUGACACCACCUACUUAUAUGUAUAUAACAGAAACAAUAUAAGUCUCUGCGUUUUUACAUGAGAGCACAGAUUAUCCCUUUUGAAAGUGAUGAGAUGUCAUGCACUGCAUGCUGUAAAUGUACACAUGAUUGCAGAUCAUUUCUCUUCCAAACUGCCAAAUGUAAACAAUGCUAGCUGAAGUAAAAUAUUUCUUUAAGGUACUUAGAAGAAUGUUGUCCCAGUUCUGCUUUUCCCCAUGGCAGUUGUAAGGUGAUGCUUGAUUUGACUUAAAAUCUUCUCACCAAGUUGCAAUUGUUUUCUUUUGCAAUUCAUUUUCCUGAAGUAAUGUGACAAGUUUUUAUUUCUUGGUUUACCAUCUUGAUUUGAUUAGGUUUUUAAGACAAAUAAUUGUUUUAAAUUUUCUGUAUUUUUAAGAUUGUGACCCUCUUUCAUGUUGGUAAGGAAAGUCAGCAAUUUUCCAAAUCUAUCUUAUAGAUAUUUAGAGAAGGAUCAGACUCAAUAAGACACCAAUGUGCUAUAUCCAGUCAAGUUUGAGACUGUUGUUUUGGUAUGUGCCCAUACAUUAUUCUGUCGCUUAUUUAAAUAUGUACUUCUGUUAAUUUUUUUAAUAAUCAGCGAACCAAGAAAUAAUUGUCAUUUUAUGUACAAAUUAAAUGUGACCUUGUUUUAUUCUUACUGGUCCGAGACAGUAAUUUUCCCACAAACUGAAUUAAAGUGUCUCUUUCCCUUUUGUAAUUCUUUGUCAAAAAUUGUGUAAAUAAAAUAUUGGAUACAUGAGUGAUUGAGGCCAUAUCCUAUUUAAGGGUUUCUGAUAAAAAUUAAAUCCAAGCAGGUGAUUAAUGUCAUCAGAACCCUGAUAUUAGGUAAAACCUUUUUAUUCACUUACUGAUAUGUUUAUCAUAUAAAAUAUACUGUGUUUAGAAUUUCGAUGACGUAAAUUGCAGUUUUGUUAAAACAUGUAGUUUGAUAUUUUGGAAAGCAUUUUAGGACAUUAUUGUAAUAUUGAAAUUGUAUUCAUUUUGUUGAGGUCAUUCAUUUGAGGCACCAUUUCAAUGGGCUCAUCAAAAUUAAUAUGCAGCAUCAUAAAGGUAAACUCCAAACACAGUAUAUAUUAUAUACUUGUUAUACUGUUCAUAUCUGCAGAACAGCAUUUUGCCAUAUCCCUUAGGAUCCUUAUUCUGAUCCUAUUUUUAAAAUAAAAAUUAAUUCAAGAAAAUAUUGCAUGAGAGGUUGAUCUUUUGUCUUUAUUAAUUUUGAACAUUCAUGAUUUAGUUUAUACUUGACCUUGCAGCUAACGUUUAGAAGCUGCUUCUUCCUCCACAGUUGGAGAAUACAAAAUGUGUCUGUAUACUGUAUAUAUUAUAUAUACACAAGUUCCUUAACAUUUUAAUUUAUUUAUUUUAGCUACUGAGCUGAAAUAAAAUUUAAAAAUCUGCAUAAUAUUGCAGAAACACCAGAUUUUAUGAGCACUGUUAAGUGCUGACUUGUUUAUGUUACCAUCCAUUGUAUUUGCAAUUACAGUACCACUUUGGUAUCUCUUCUGAAAGUCGAGCCUCCUGUAUUAGGGAGGUGGAAACAUUUGCCUAAAGUGUAUAACUUUCAUUCGGGGAUUAACACUGGUUACAAGGUAGUUUUCUGCAUUCUAAACUGACCUUUACCCCACUCUUUGAAGUUAAUGGAAAGUCCAAAGCAUGCUUUGUACAAUAGAAUAAUGUCAUUUACACCCUAUAUCUUUAUUGUUCAUUUUUUAUAUAUGGGUGAGUUGAAUUUUACAAAGUACAAUUCUAAUGGUACUUGUGUAUUUUAUAUUUAACACAUUUGAAUUUUGUAGAUUAAAGUUUAUAUGUUUUAA